Molecule: messenger RNA, 1095 nt
Organism: Exophiala bonariae
Lineage: Eukaryota; Fungi; Ascomycota; Eurotiomycetes; Chaetothyriales; Herpotrichiellaceae
Exons: 1
Coding region: 1-1095 (364 amino acids)
Molecular function (GO): iron-sulfur cluster binding; catalytic activity
Source: RefSeq, a predicted model, not a curated record
AUGCCCAGAUUGUUCCUCGCUAAUACUCGACUGAAAUGGCCGAGCACUUCUGUGAGCGCAGCCACAGCCAUUUCCACUAGAUUUCGAGGACGCAGUCUUCAUCUAGCACCACCGUUUCUACUCGAUGACUAUAUCCCUAAAUACCAUCUACUAUCAUCGGUGGACGCAGCGAAGAAAAGAUCCAAGGCAUAUGCUCAUCUACGAAAGUGCAACCUCUGCCCUCGCCUCUGUGACGUGAACAGAUACGAGACGACCGGCCAUUGUCUCAUCGGUGCCGAGACGGUAAAAGUUUCGACCAUCGCACCUCACUUUGGUGAAGAGCCCUGUUUACAAGGUCACAAUGGCUCUGGAUCGGUCUUCUUCUCAGGCUGCAACCUGCGCUGCGUGUUCUGUCAGAACCACGACAUUGCCCAUCAAAAGAGCGGGUUUGAUCUCACGCCUGAAGAGCUCGCAGAGUGGAUGGUCAAGUUACAGGAGGUGGGUGCCGUCCAUAACAUCAACUUUGUCACUCCAGAGCAUGUUGUGCCACAGGUGGCCCUGGCAAUUCUCACCGCACGGGAUAUGGGGUUGAAGGUUCCAAUCGUCUACAACACCAGUGCAUUUGACAGUCUGGAGAGCCUGCAUUUGAUGGAUGGACUGGUAGAUAUCUACCUUCCAGACUUCAAAGUGUGGAAUAACGAUACGAGUAAGAGAUUACUCAAGGCUGAUGGCUAUGCCGACGCAGCUAGGGAAUCUAUUCAAGAAAUGUAUCGACAGGUAGGUGAUCUGUGCUUCACGGGUGAUGGUAUCGCCAAAAAGGGUGUUCUCGUACGUCAUUUGGUUAUGCCUGGUAAGGAGCAAGAAGGAGUGGAGAUAAUGAACUGGUUGGCCAGUGCGAUCAGCAAGGAUGUCUUUGUCAAUGUCAUGGAACAAUAUUUCUCGACUGCACAUGUUGGCAAAGAGAAAAGAGGUGCCAAUAGCAACAAAGACAAACGGUAUUCUGAGAUCAACCGACCAAUUAAUCGUGAUGAGAUCAAUGUGGUGCAGAAAGCGGCCCGGGAUGCUGGACUCUGGAGGUUUGCUGAAGCUGCCAGACAUGGUGGUUGGAAUGUAUGA